CUUAUUUUGAUAUCUGAACAAAUAUUUAAUUCCUCCUAAAUCAUUCAAAAGUCUUUCUUGCGCGCAUAUUUAAAAUAUCUUCUUGGGUUUUUAAACUUUCUUUACAUAAAAGGAUAAUCUGUAUCCACGACUCUCAAUCUAGCUACAUCCUCGCGACAAAGACGAAUCUGCAAUUAACAGCAAACACAUUAAUCACUUGGAAUCAACUACCCAGAUUGAUCAAUCCAAAGCUGAGAAGGAUACACCUCAAACACUCGAGAUAGGCUCAAGAACCAGCAUCUACAACAAUCAAUACCUAGAACCGUACCACGUCUGCGACACUCUCUUAUUUCAAUAUGGCGACGGACAUGGAUAUUGAUAUGGAUAUCGAUGUUGGAGUCAUUGAGGAUUUGCCUAUUCCAGAUAUGGUAGACAUUGAAUUAAUUGUGAGCAAUUCGAUCUUUAGCCCAGUGGAACAUCCAAAUGUCAUAUUUGAAUGUCCCCAGGACGCGUUUCACCUCUCAUCUUACCUACCAUUGCUAACUUAUCUCUGAUAUAGCCAGAUGAACCUACUCAAGCACAAAACGAUACAUCAGCUCCAAAUGAUAGCUCCGGUCCAGAUGCAGAAAAACCUACUCCAGAAAAAGUACAUAUACGUGGCUUGGACAAUCUCACCACCGAUGAUGUAAAGAAGUUUGCACAUCACUAUUACGACGAGCAUAUUACACGAGUAGAAUGGAUUGAUGAUUCUUCACUAAAUUUAGUGUAUGGAAGCGAUGAUAUUGCUGAGACAGCUCUUCGAAAAUUCUCGGCACAAGAACUUCCUGAGGAUGUUUCACAACUUCCUAUUUUACAAUCGUUCCCUGCCAACCCUUUCCCGGACAAUCCUAAAAUAAGCUUACAAGUUCGCCUUGCGGUUGUUGGAGAUCGUAAACAAAGAGGAGCUCGAGAAAGGAGUCGUUUCUACCUUUUCAACCCGGAGCACGAUCCUGCAGAGCGUAGAAAUCGUGAGGGUGGGCGAAGAUAUCGGGACCGAGAUGACGGUGGGUAUAGAAGCCAGCGUUAUGAUGAAAGAGAACAACGCAAUAGACAACGUGGAGAUGAGGAAGCGGGUUUUGAUGCAAGUCUUUACGAUGAUGAUGAAACAGCUUUGGCGACUAGAGCAGGGAGACGCCAUGGUCGAUCAGCAUCUGGUUCAUCUGGAAGUGACUUUAGGGAGAGAUCUGCCAAUCGACGAGGUUCUAGUUUGCGAGAACUAUUUCCAGAUAGGGGUGGAAAUGAUGGGAGAUUACGAGAUCGAAGUGCAUCACCCAUGAGAAACGAGGACAGAGCGAGAGACUAUAACAGACGACGUCGAGACAUAGCAGGUGUAGAAAAUAGGUCAAAAGCUCAGGCUAUUAAGGCUCGUCUCCGCAGAGAAAGUUCUGCUACAAAGGAACUCUUCCCGAGCAAAGUAGGUACGAGUCAUCGUAAAUCCGGUGCUCUCGAUGCUACGGACGAAACAGCAGAUCUUUUCGCAAAUAGAAUGCCUGUCCCAUUCCUUGAUGGAAGUUCAGAUGUUCGUCCUUCUAGCAAAUUAUCCUUGGCAGAAAGAAUAACAUCAGAACAGCCUCAGCAGUCACAAGGCUUUAGCAUUCGUGGAACUGCAAAACCUGUUCCUACUGGAUUCUCUAUUAAAGGCUUGGCAUCAGAUAAUUCAACCAUGAAGGAAUUAUUUCCUUCUCGUUCAGGGGGUGGAAAUGCUGGGAAAGAGCUAUUUUCAGAGAGGAUAGUUGGAAGGGGUGGAAGGAGGCAGAAAGCCGAGGAUUUAUUCCACUAGAUUUCGGGAGUUAUAAAUUCAGUUAGUGACAUAUUUCUUUGCGGUCGAUAGGGGAGCGUAUUACCUUGGGAUAUGGAUACUUUGUGGAGUUAUCGGGAAUGGAAAUGGAAGUGAAAUGGAAAUGAUACCAUUAUUUUCUGCACAUAGUAAGCAGCAAAGUUUCAUAAAAGCAAGUUAAGCUCACGGUCUAUUUAUAUUAUUUAUCAUGGCCUCUCAAAUGCUUCUUAGGUGCAAAAUCGCUAGUCAAGA
Sclerotinia trifoliorum is the source of this 2047-nucleotide messenger RNA. NCBI's taxonomy places the organism in Eukaryota, Fungi, Ascomycota, Leotiomycetes, Helotiales, Sclerotiniaceae. The record is from the annotation of a GenBank genome assembly.